GCUGAACCAACAGGUGACCAGUCAACUCUAACUUGUAAUAUCGCCAAUAGACUUUAUUUAUCUGUGCUUGCGAUUACACCGGAUUGCUAUCUUUCAAUGAAGGCAUGGCAGGCAUUAUCUUCCGGGUGGACUGCAUUUGCAAUACCCAGUAACAUCCAGAAAAGACUAUACAAGUUCCUUUUGCGUAAGUCUAUAGGGCGUUUUCUAGCACAAGAGCUCGAUUUUGAGAACUUUGAUGUCGAACUUGUCAAUGGCUGCAUUGAAUUGAGGGAUUUGGAUCUCAAUUUAGAGGUACUUGAUGAGAUUCUGGCAGAUACACCCUUUACGAUAACAGAAGGCCAUAUUGGAGGAAUCACUGCAUCAUUACCGUGGUCUAAUUUCUGGAGCGGUGAUAUCGUUCUGGAAAUGCGGGGUUUGCGCCUAACAUUCAAACCAGAGGCUAAAAGACCUAGAAAAGACAAGCAACACACAGAUGAAGAACCCAUGCUAUCCACCUCGAUGCACCUUGCUGGCGACUUUUUGAAAACUGAAGUCCCGCCAAAUGAAGAUGAGGAACUCAGACAAUCAAUUCACCUUUCUUCAGCGGAGUCACCGAACAUGGAUUUCGUGAAUCAACAAGACGCAAAUUUAGAAGGACUACAAGUCAUCACAAAAGUUAUUGACAAAAUGCUUGCUAAGAUCAAAAUCAAAGUGAUUGAUUCGGUUUUGAGACUUCAUCAUACUUCAAAUAUAGCACUCAAUGCGCAAAACAAUUCAAAUAUCAAUUCAAAUACAAUCGCAAAUGAAAUCCACGACUAUUUUCUCGACAUUCAGAUACCCAGCAUUUCAUAUUUUGAUGAAACACCAGGAUUAUCCGACGGUAACAGCAGGGAGCCAUCACCUCCAGACGUAAGCAUGCAAGCAUCCAGCAUAUUGCUGCCACCCGCCGUGAAUGAAUCCAUAAAAAUUCUGGUUGUGACAUCUCCCACUAUUUGGAUUCGGUCGAGUUUAGAGGCUUCUAUGCAAUCGUUUGCUACAGCAAGCAACCCUGACCUCGGAACAUUGAUGAAGGAAUCCUCCUUGGUAUCAGAUCAGAGCGACUCAGAGAUGAAUGACUCUAGCAUGUUUCAUAGUGCAUUGGGUGAUAGUCAUCUCAGUGGAUCCAUUACACCGCAACAGUCAUCACGAUUAUCGCCAAAUAUACCAGUUGAUUUGAAUUAUGAAGCGCUGAUAUUUUCAACAGUUGACAAGGAGAACUGGCUGAGAUUCAAGUUUGCGUCUGGUCCACCGGCUGAGUGGUCAUCGGCAAUACAGGAUCAAAGUAGGCUGAGCAUGAAACAACUGGAUGUGCUUGUGAGCUCUAUCUGCAUAGCUUUAUCUCCAAAACAGGUAGUCUGGAUGACCGAAGUUCUGGAAAUGCUAACUUCGACAAAUAACAGUCCUGAAAGUGAAGCAGCUCAAGAACAUGAUACUAUGGCGAGAUCACCUUCGGAUGAAGAUACUGAGAACUUGGAGGAAUUGAUGAAUUCGAGUAUGCAUGAUUUUGAUACCCCAGAAUCUCCUCCCAUAUACCAAGGACAAUCACCACUGCAUCAUGGUCAGGAAAAACGAUUCGAGACCAAUAUACGUACCCAUUCGCGAUUUGAUAAUAUACCACUUGAUGCAAGACGGAGACAAGAAAGACAUGCAGGUUCAAUCUCCAGUUCACCACGUAAUACCAAUCCAAUGACAGAGUUUAAUUACGGAAAUACAAGUAAUAUCAUGAGCUUUUCAAAUUUGCAUCAUCAAAAGCAAGCAGCACCAGUCAAAAUCAAGUUUUCGCUUAACUCUGCCAACUUGUACUUGUUAAUGAAUGAGACGUCCGUACCACCCGGAUUUUUCUCAGCCCCAAGUCCUGAAUCGCUCGAUACCGAUCACCUCAAGAUCUCAUUAAACCACUUCAUAUUGCGUUUCAAGGAUUGGUCUUCAUUAAGCGCCGUGAACUUAUCUGGAAAUAGGUCACGAACAAGUAGAACGCCGGGAAGUCCAAUGCCUGAAGAUAAAAUUGAGGAAGUGAUGCCUCCCAAGAACGCGCUAGACAUUCGUAUUUCCGACAUUUCUAUACACGAGUGGCUGGCUAGCCGCAGCAAUAAUCAGCAACAAUUACCCGGAAUGUCAAGGUUACGAUAUGACAUGUACAACCCAGUCUUGCGAUUUAAUGAGAACAUCCCAAAGACCUAUAGAAGUGAUCAAGGCUUUUCAACGAUCAGCCUAGCAGAGCUUCCACAAACUGACGUGAAAAAAGACACACUACGAUUCAAAAUUGAGUCAUGGGAAGGAAGAACUGAUUCUCCUGCUCGACAAGAGAUCGCAAUGGAGACAAAGCCAUUGCAAUUGAAUGUGGAUAUACGUAUGGUUGAUAGAUUGGAACAGUUUGCUUUUGCAUUUAUCAAUCGACCAAAGAAAUUUGAUGAAGAUAUACCUUCCGUAACGCAGGGUCGCGCUUCACAAAGGAGAAUACCUCGGCAAACCAGUGAGGAUGACAUAUACGCAGAUCUCAAACAGUUACCUAAUAGCAAAAGUGUGAUCAGAAAUCACAGCAUCAAACUGCCGUUUAUAAGAAUUAUACUGCUAACUCCUGAUAUGACGAACGCAAAAUCCAGAGGAGAAACGACUCAACUGAUACAUGAGGACUUCUUAAUAAUUGAUAUACGAAAGCUUUGUUCUCGAAAUACAGGAUUGGAAAACAAUACGAAUUACGAGCAGUCAGCUUUUCCUCCACAAACUGAGCCACUGGAAGACAUUGAUUAUUUGCAUAUUGGAUCGCCAGGCGCAUUUGAUACCCCUCAGCUUGCAGAAAAAUUGCGUAUUCAGUUUGAAAUCGAAAGUGCCAAUAUAUUUUUGAAGAAAGCGAAUGAUAUGGAACCGACCUGUUGGUUUAUGGUUAAACCUCCGUUAGAGCUACCAACCACUACUGCGAUAGGCAAAGCGCCUUCUAAACGAUUGACGACAGUCAACAUCGCUAUUUCUUCACCACAACCUGAAAAAGCGAAGAACGACAAUCGAUUUCAUGCUUUCGAUCCUUCAGCAGAUCAAAACAUACCAUAUUCGAUCUUCGAAAAUCUGAAACGUGAUCAAAACGUUGAAGAUGAGGAGGAGAAAAUACAUAUACCAAGGGAAGAGCAAUCAGAGUUGUCUGCUCGAUUUAAAAAGUUUUCAAUUGAAUCAUCGAUUAUUUCCGUCCAAUGCAAUCUGCCCCUCACUAGAAUGAAUCUUGCAAAGGACACCUGGGAUCGUGUUCAAAUUAUACAGAACGACUUGAUUCUCUGGCAGCCACGAUUCUUAGCUGCGACAAAAAAUGAUCAGCAAGAUGCAAAUGUCACUGAGCGUCAAAAUCUGCCCAGGAGUUCAGGAAAUACGACAACGGAGUAUCAAGACGAUUUCCAAAAUCGCACGUCCUCGUUCGAUCAACCUGAAAACGGCACCCAAUCAUUUCCUGGACCUCCUCCCAACAAUAGCAAUCCCACCUUGUUAUCGAUCAUGGCAUGUCUUCAAAGAGCUGAAUGGACUCUUCAUUAUCAAAAAGAAGAUGCCGAUGGAGCAAAAAAGAUUUCCACGUACGACGCAAUUAUGUCCAACUUCCAAUAUUUUGCGGCAAUAAGGAAUUUGGGUCAGGAUGAAAAUAUCACAACGCUGGAUAUUGAUGAGAUACUAUUGUUUGAAGUGAAGUCUGAGAAUGAAGUAGAAUUGUUGCUUGAAAGAACUAUCCCUAAAUCCCUUCAGUACACAGCACCCAUGAUAGCACUUAUGACAAAACUACAGAGUAAUGUUGCUGAAAAUGUGCAAGAUAAGACCACCAAUGUUGUCAUUUCCAAUCUCAAGUUCAACUAUAACUCUGAUGUUUCAUUCAUCGACAACUUGGUCAAGUUCCAGAAUGGUCCAUCCACGAUGAACAUCAUAGACCCUCCUGAUACGUUCAUCAAAGUUUAUGUCACAGUCAGUGAUACAUCCAUUGUAUACAGGCCAUCAGAUAACCCUUUGGUUGCUGCAGUUGUUCUAGAUGAACUGAAGGUGGUGACUGAAGUGUUUCCAAAUCAAGAACGCCUCUCGGUCAAUUGCCAAACCCGUGCGCUUGACCUAUAUAUCUGUGACGAUCGUGGGGAGCUAAGCGAAAUGGAUGCCGUCACUCGACUAAAGGGGCACAGCGUUAGCGCUUCCCGUUGGUGGCGAAACGUCGGCAUGGCGCGGUGCCUAGCUAUGCGAGAUAUGAAAGUUAAUGUUUCAGUUGCUAUGAGGGAAGAAGAACAGCUAUCCUUAGACCUUGCUCUGACAAACCAUGUUUUGGGCAUCGAAGUCUGCAAAGACUCUCUUCCUACUAUUAUGAACUUAAUAUCCGUUGUAACGGCUUCGUCUAAGCAAGAUCAGCCAUCCGAAGAUCAGCCAUUUGAAGAUCAGCCAUCCGAGGAAUCUGACGAAGACAUCGCUCCAAACGAAACUACUCUGAACGUGAAUACUCCCAAUAUGCUUGCGAGUUUGGAUGAACAAGCAUUUGUUCUUCAAGAUACGCCAGUUAGUGAAAGCACAAAUACAGUGUCGAAUGAUAUGGAGUAUGUGGAAGAAUACUACACUGCUGUCAAGUCACCGACUGAUAACCGUCGUGGUGCCUCGCCAAGCAAGGACUUUGAAGAGAUGUUUAUCGUCCCUCCAAGAAAACCGAGACGCCAAAACGCUACUCCAAUUCAUGAAGACAUUAUUCACAUUAUGGAUGAAAACGAUGCGCCUACUACCUUUGUACUCGAUGAGAAACAUUUCUCGAACAACCAGCCAAAUGCACCCAAGAAGCCUAGAGUGGAUAUUUCAAACAGUAUAAAACGAAUCAGGCUGAAGGAUUUUACAGUUGUGUGUAAGCUUUACGAUGGUUACGAUUGGCGGCAUACUCGACAGUAUUUCGCGCAACAUCCAUCAGGGCCGUCCAAAUCUUACUCCAGUGGCCCAAGUGUUCCUCAAGCUCAACCGCACUCGCCAACUUUUGAGGAGCCCGAAAGACAUGGAUCUCCUGUUCAAUCACCUAGCCAUUUCAAAGAUGACUUUUCACCUCUGUACGAUCCCAGCAGGCUAUCACAUCAAAGAGCAAGCUCUGAAGCUGGCUAUAUAGGGGAAGACUUUAGUGACACCACAAGUCAAUACACCCAGUUCCGCUAUAACUCCAAUGUAAGAGAUGGUAAACGGCCAGCUAUGCAUCAUCAAAGGUCUGCUAGCUCGCCUGACAGCCUUCAUCCCAGAGGCAGUUCAAGACGAGGCUCACGGCGGACCAAAAAUACUCGAUCCCAAUCGGCAAGGAUCGAAAUCAGACUUGAACAAAUCAAUGUAGAAUUCGAUUUGCUUCCAAGUACUGGACAGCUUGCAUCACACUUGUAUAUAAGUGUGCGUGAUUUUGAGAUACUGGACCAUAUCAAAACCUCCAUGUACCGCAAAUUCCUCUCUUAUAUGCGAUCAGAUAUGCAUCCACGGGAAAGAGGAUCCAAUAUGAUUCGAUUUGAGCUAACAAGUGUUAGACCAGUACCAUCGGAGAGUGCAGAAGAACACCGGCUGAAAUUUCGUAUAUUACCUAUGCGGCUUUACGUUGAUCAAGACGCUGUCAUCUUCUUGAUCAACUUUUUCUCAUUUGAUGCCAAAUUUCUCAAAUCUACUCCGAUGGUUCAGCCGGAAGUACGCAGUUCCUCGAAGCGAAAGCAAAGAACGCAGAAUACUACUUUCUUCCAACACGUUGAAAUAUACCCUGUGAUUAUGAAGGUGGAUUAUCGACCAAAACACGUCAACUAUGGUAGCUUGAAGGAAGGACAAUUUGCAGAAAUAGUGAACUUCUUUCACCUGGAUGCAGCAGAAAUGAACCUCAGUCAUGUCAGGCUGACUGGUAUCAAAGGAUAUGAUAGGCUAGCGGAAGCUGUGCUGAAUCAUUGGCUACCACAUAUUCGUGAUACACAGCUGGGAAACGUGGUUACUGGCGUAUCAUCAAUUCAAUCUGUCGUGAACAUCGGUUCUGGGGUUGCAGAUCUCGUUCUCCUACCAAUAGAACAAUAUAGAAAGGAUGGACGAAUUAUUCGAGGUCUACAGCGAGGAACACAAUCGUUUGCUCGAGCAACUACCAUGGAAGCGAUCAAGAUUGGAAGUCGCCUAGCUGCUGGAACGCAAGUCAUACUUGAACAAGCAGAUGAUUUCUUCUCGCCCAUCAUGCCCAAUGACGCAGACACGCAUGAUGACGAUGAUUUCGAUACGAGGCCGGACGAGCGGCGACCCAAUGAUUCCGAUUCCGACACGCAAGAAGUUAUUAGCAAAUUCGCAGAUCAGCCAUCCGAUUUAUCGCAAGGGUUACAGCAUGCGUACCAUAGUCUGAGCAAAAAUAUUAAAUCAGCAGCACACACCGUCCUUGCUGUUCCUACGGAGAUACAAGAAAGUGAAGGUCCUCACGGAACGGCCAAGGCGGUCAUUAGGGCCGUGCCUGUGGCGGUGAUCCGACCGCUAAUAGGGUUCUCUGAAGCAUUUGCCAAUGUUCUCGUUGGUAUUCGAAAUACAAUUGACCCAGGACAAAAACUCCAGAGUGUUGAGAAAUACAAGCGAGGUUAAAUUUUGUACAUUAUAAUGGUUUUUUCUCCAGCGUCAAGUUGGUCAUUGCUUGAGAGUUCUAUGUUUAUUAUAUUCAUUAAAUAAUGUUAAGAAGGGGGAUGUUAUUAUUACACAAUUGCCCUGAUGAU
This is a messenger RNA of Umbelopsis ramanniana AG, 6710 nucleotides long. RefSeq lists its product as uncharacterized. Gene Ontology annotation, cellular component: phagophore assembly site; extrinsic component of membrane. The transcript is spliced from 15 exons. Lineage: Eukaryota; Fungi; Mucoromycota; Umbelopsidomycetes; Umbelopsidales; Umbelopsidaceae. The record is from RefSeq and is a predicted model, not a curated record. The coding region runs from base 97 to 6582 and encodes 2161 amino acids. Gene Ontology annotation, molecular function: phosphatidylinositol-3-phosphate binding. Gene Ontology annotation, biological process: autophagosome assembly; autophagy of mitochondrion; reticulophagy.